Gordionus sp. m RMFG-2023 is the source of this 1825-nucleotide messenger RNA. RefSeq lists its product as uncharacterized. The record is from RefSeq and is a predicted model, not a curated record. NCBI's taxonomy places the organism in Eukaryota, Metazoa, Nematomorpha, Gordioida, Chordodea, Parachordodidae. Bases 1 to 1746 code for a protein of 581 amino acids. Gene Ontology annotation, cellular component: Golgi membrane. Gene Ontology annotation, molecular function: hexosyltransferase activity. The transcript has 3 exons.
AUGGAUAUCCUGAAUUUCGAAGUUCACCUGUCUAAACUGUUGAUUACACUUGAAACACGAGAGGAUAUUAAAAAAAUCUCGGAUUUUAUGCUGAUGAUUUAUUUAAAAAAUAAACAUGGUUGCUUGAUCAGCGGAGGAAGAGGUUUAAGAUUAAUCAAACUGACGAAAUCUCGUAAAAAAUCCCGUUCAUUGAUCUAUUAUGAGAAUAAAAACACUCCGCCUAAGCAUACGCGGUUUUUGCAAAGUCUAAUCUAUAAAAUAGCCUAUAAUCCAUUUAGGAAAUAUUCAUUUCUCAAAUUCACCUUCUUCAUACUUCUUGUGUCAUGCAUCGAGGUAUGCGUCAUUGUUUACUCCAUAAAGGGGCACCGAUGGUUCAAGUCCUCGAUAUUUUCAACCCUUGAUUUUCGGAAUCAUGGCUAUAAUAGAAACCGUUGUGAAUAUCAUGAGAAUCUAUACUAUAAUGUUAACCAAAGGGGAAAAAUAUUUGGCGAAUCCAAUAAGGCAGCAACCAAGAAAUAUACCUUGAUAGAUAUAAAAGAUUUUAAAUUUAUAACCUUGCCCAUCCCUUGCGCAUACAGGGCAACUAACCAAAAAAUUCCCUGGGAUUCUGAUCCCUUAUUUUUACAAGAAGAGGUGUACAUUCUCAUAUUAAUUGCAUCCGAUCCCAACAAUUUAGCGUGGCGAGAAGCUAUAAGGCAAACAUGGGGUAAAUUCGAUUCAAAUCAUUCGUGGGCUAAAGUAAAACUUCUAUUUCUGUUGGGUACGCGACCAGAAAUUCAGCUCUUUAAUGAACGUAGAGCCAAUCAAAAUAGCAGUAUAUUUGAUUUCCAAUAUAUUUUUAAUCAUUGGAAGACAUCGGAUGAGACCCGUUUGAAGAUGAAGGAAAGAUCAAAAUUUAAUCAAGAAAUAUGCCACGAAAGCAAUAAAUACGGAGAUUUGUUGAUAGGUAAUUUUUUUGAUUCAUAUCGUAAUUUGACCUACAAGCACGUUAUGGGCUUAUUGUGGGUUACUGAGUAUUGUAGGGAAGUUGAUUUCAUUAUCAAAACUGAUGAUGAUAUAUAUGUGAACACUGGAGACUUGAUAAAUCUUUUAUACCUACUCCUGAAUUCUCCAAAAUUUGCUUACCCCUUUCCUCAGAACUAUUUAAACAACUUAAAAAACGUAACAAAUUACCCGCAAGCGUUGUCCUUAUUCAAUGAUAAAGCCCAGCUACCAUCCAUGUUAAUAUGCCACAAAUAUCCAGCUUCAUUAGUCAUGAGAGAUGUGAGAAGUAAGUGGUUCGUAAAUUCACGUGAAUACAAUGACACUUAUUAUCCGCCUUACUGUUUAGGAACAUUCAUCAUAUAUACUUUACCGUUGGCUGAAAAACUAUUGAAUAUAUCAAGAAAUUUUUCUUACUUUUGGAUAGACGACGUUCAUAUCACAGGUACCUUAGUAAGGAAAUUGAACCCGUCCAUUAUAGAUUGGAGCGCAUUUAUAUGGAAACAGUUUACUGAAGGUAAUUGGAAGUUAAAAUCGUCCACAUUCAAUAGUUUUAACAAUGUAAUAAAUGGCUUGCUCAAAAAUACAUCGUCAAAAAACCUUAAGAUAAACUCUUCGACCCAUUUUACAAAUAGGGUGAUAUUCAAAGAAAUUCCAACAUUCAUUGCUUUCCUGCUGCCACGUCAGGAGCCCAAUAUGUUAUUUAGAUUUCACGAAAUAUUUGCUGGAAAUGACGAUAAAGAAUGGAAAAUUGUGAUAAGCUAAUAUUUCACUUUAACAUAUGUCAUAUUUAUUGUAAUAUUUGCAUUCAUUCAUGUUUGAUUGAUCCAAAUUGUUGAUUUUA